UACACAGUUCUCUCUCCACUCACUCAUCCAUGGCCAAUUGGUUUUUACAUUUUCUACGGAACAAAAAACAGUGUGUUUAAACUCUGAAUAUUCAAACCCAAAGACUCUCUCUUUCCUUUGCCUUUUCACUUGGACUUUUGUGUCUUUGGGUUGUUGGAAAUAGUAGAAAGACUCACACAUAAAGGAAGUCUUUGUGUGACUGAUGAUGCUUCCUAGCUGAUUCCUGAGUUCCUAUACUGCAGAGAGUGUCUUCUACGUUUUUAGUGUUGCCCCUCUUUCUUCUUUUCCUUUUUAAUUGUUAUACCUGUUUCAUCUUCUUCUUAUAGCUAUAGCUACUUCUCAAUCUGAUACAACAUAGUCAUCAUCUCAGGUAUGUCUGAGACCACCAUUUUCUCUUCUAGGUAUCUCCUAAAUUGUCUUACUAUUUGAUGUGUCACUGAGAUUGAUCAAUUGUGUUGCAAAUUUUUCUUGGGUUUUCUCAACGAUUUAAGGUUAGUGUCAGUAACAUCCUCCGUGAUCAUUUUAGGGCUGUUAGAGUUGCUACAGUUCAUUUGUUUGUUGGGACUUUUUAUUUCUAUAAUUGUUUUGCUUUAGAUUAAGUUAUCUUCAGUUGGGUUAUAUUCUAGUUGAAUUGGGUCUUUUCUGAGAGUGGAAAUUAAAUUUCCUUUUUAUUUAUAUAUAUUGUUAUUGGGGUUUGUACCAUUUCAGCUAAAUUUUGUAAAUUGAGUGUUUUAUGCUCCAAGUUCGUUGAAAGUCCUUUGUAUUGUGAAAUUUUUGUAAUUGGGUUUUGAGUUAUUUUAUUCUGAGGAGACUCCAUAAGAAAUAUUCCCAUGCACAUGAUGUUGAAUGGCAAAGAUUUUGUUCGUCUAGGUCACACUUUGAUCUUGUCUGUGAUGGUGGUGGUGGUGGUGUGUAGUAGUUCAAGUUAUGCCACUCCUACUGAUAUUUACUGCUUGAAAACUAUCAAAGCGUCUCUUGAAGACCCUUACAACUACUUGAACUCUUCAUGGGAUUUUAACAACAAUACUGAGGGAUUCAUUUGUAAAUUCACUGGUGUUGAAUGUUGGCACCCUGAUGAGAAUAAAGUUCUAAAUAUCCGCCUUUCAGACAUGGGUCUUAAGGGCAAGUUCCCUCGAGGCAUCGAGAAUUGCUCAAGCAUGACAGGCUUAGAUCUUUCUAGCAACAAGUUAUCUGGACCCAUCCCUAAUGAUAUAUCAAAGAAACUUCCAUUUAUUACAACCCUUGAUCUCUCAUCCAACAGUUUUUCGGGUGAGAUCCCAUUGAGUCUUGCAAAUUGUACAUACUUGAAUGUGCUUAAACUCGAUAACAACCAGUUAACCGGUUCAAUCCCUCUGCAACUCGGCCAGCUCAGUCGGAUGAAGACUUUUAGUGUGUCCAACAAUCGUUUGUCAGGUCAAGUCCCUAUCUUCGGUUCUUCCAGUAUACAGGCUGACAGCUAUGCAAAUAAUCUAGGACUUUGUGGGGGACCUCUGGCAUCUUGUCCAGGCAUUGUAAAGAAAUCUCGUGUUGGAAUUAUUGCAGCAGCAGCCAUUGGUGGUGUAACUUUUACGGCUAUUUUCGUGGGUAUUGUUCUCUACUACUUCUCACGUGGCGUGGUUAUUAAGAAGAAGGAAGAUGACCCUGAAGGUAACCAAUGGGCUAAGAACAUCAAAGGAACAAAAGGCAUCAAGGUUUCAAUGUUUGAGAAGUCAGUUUCGAAAAUGAAGUUGAGUGAUCUCAUGAAGGCAACUGACAACUUUAGCAAAAACAAUAUCAUUGGAAUGGGAAGAACUGGAACGCUAUACAAAGCAUUGCUUCCUGAUGGUUGUUCCCUUAUGGUUAAGAGGCUUCAAGACUCUCAGCGAUUAGAGAAAGAAUUUGUGUCUGAGAUGAAUACGCUGGGGAAUGUGAAGCACGGCAACUUGGUUCCCUUGAUGGGGUUUUGCAUGGCAAAGAAGGAGAGGCUUUUGGUGUACAAAUACAUGGAAAAUGGGACACUCUAUGAUCAAUUACAUGAUACAGAACCUGAGGCCAGGAGCAUGGACUGGCCCUUGAGGCUCAAAAUUGCAAUUGGAGCAGCUAAAGGUUUGGCAUGGCUUCAUCAUAACUGCAACCCACGGAUUAUCCACCGAAACAUAAGCUCCAAAUGCAUACUUUUAGAUAAGGAUUUUGAGCCUAAGUUAUCUGAUUUUGGCCUCGCAAGGCUUAUGAACCCCAUUGACACCCAUUUGAGUACUUUUGUUAAUGGGGAGUUUGGUGAUUUGGGUUAUGUUGCUCCUGAGUAUCCACGGACAUUGGUAGCCACUCCGAAAGGCGAUGUUUAUAGUUUUGGAGUUGUUUUGUUAGAGUUGAUUACAGGUGAGACACCAACCCAUGUGGCUAGUGCCCCUGAGAGCUUUAAGGGAAGUUUAGUUGAGUGGAUCACAGAUCUGUCAACUACUUCUCUUGUCCAAAAUGCCAUUGAUAAGUCUUUGCUCGGAAAGGGUUUUGAUAAUGAGCUUACCCAAUUUCUUAAAGUUGCUUGUAAUUGUGUAUCGCCAACUGCAAAACAGAGACCUACUAUGUUUGAAGUAUACCAGCUUCUUAGAGCAAUCGGGGAGAGAUACCAUUUCACAACUGAUGAUGACAUCUUGAUGCCAACUGAUACCAGUGAUGCUAAUUUCCCAGAUGAACUUAUUGUUGCUCAAGAAACAAUUCAGGUCCAUUGAAUGACAAAGGUUAACUUUAGCAUGAGAUAUUGUAGUUUGAUCCCAUAAGAAAGAAGCAUGUUUGAUAUAUAAUAGUUCUAGCUGUAAUGACUUAUUACAUUAUUAUGCAAUGAUGCAAAGAUACAUAUGUAGAGUUUCAUAGGUUUUUUGUGUCACUUCCUUGUUUGAAGCAAAAACUGUAUGUAGCAUAUUCUAUUUGAUAUGUUGUAAUGUUAGCUACUAUUAUUUUAUUUCA
Messenger RNA from Quercus robur (English oak), 2943 nucleotides. RefSeq names its product probably inactive leucine-rich repeat receptor-like protein kinase At5g48380. Gene Ontology annotation, molecular function: receptor serine/threonine kinase binding; ATP binding; protein kinase activity. Lineage: Eukaryota; Viridiplantae; Streptophyta; Magnoliopsida; Fagales; Fagaceae. The transcript is spliced from 2 exons. The coding region runs from base 831 to 2708 and encodes 625 amino acids. The record is from RefSeq and is a predicted model, not a curated record. Gene Ontology annotation, biological process: protein phosphorylation.